AUCACUUGUUUUGGGAGGAUGAGGAGGCGUCAGAUUAUUUUGUGACACAAGUUUCUUUGUGUGACAGCCAUUUCCGGACAGAAGGGGUCACAUGACAGCUCGACAAGUCGAUGAGCUGGACACACCGUCGCAGAGAUGGCGAUAUUCAGUGUUUAUUUGGUGAAUAAGGCCGGGGGAUUAAUCUACCAGUAUGACAACUAUGUUCCCCGAGCAGAGGCAGAAAAAACCUUUAGCUAUCCUUUAGAUCUGGUGCUCAAAAUCCACGACGAGAAGGUUAUUGUGUCAUUUGGACAACGUGACGGAAUCCGAGUGGGACAUGCAGUGCUCUCUAUUAACGGAGUGGACGUGAUGGGGAAGAAUACCGCUGAUGGGAAGGACGUUAUUGAAUAUCUAAAGGACUCCUCAAACUACCCGGUGUCUAUUCGUUUUGGACGGGCCCGUUUGAGCUCCAACGAGAAGCUGAUGCUGGCCUCUAUGUUCCACUCGUUGUUUGCGAUUGGUUCACAACUGUCCCCGGAAGUCGGCAGUUCUGGGAUAGAGAUGUUGGAAACGGAUGUCUUUAAACUGCAUUGCUUCCAGACACUAACUGGGAUAAAGUUUAUAGUCCUGGCAGAUCCACGGCAGUCCGGCAUUGAUGCAUUGCUGAGAAAGAUUUACGAGAUCUAUUCAGACUUUGCCCUCAAGAACCCCUUUUACUCUCUGGAGAUGCCUAUCAGGUGUGAACUUUUUGAUCAGAAUUUGAAGAUCGCAUUAGAGGUGGCAGAGAAGGCUGGAAGCUUUGGACCUGGUUCUUGAACUUGAGAAGACAAAACUAGACUGCCUAAACUAGGUCAUGUAUAUUCAAAACAGAUGUGUUGAAGUACCGUUGAGACACAUUCUAAUGUUGGAUUUUUGCUAAUGAUGUGGUUAUAUUUGUUGCAUUGUAAAUAUGACAUGUGUAAAUACCUUGGGAAUAAAUUCCUGUUCAUA
Molecule: messenger RNA, 969 nt
Organism: Gadus morhua (Atlantic cod)
Lineage: Eukaryota; Metazoa; Chordata; Actinopteri; Gadiformes; Gadidae
Gene: trappc4
Product: trafficking protein particle complex subunit 4
Exons: 5
Coding region: 136-795 (219 amino acids)
Biological process (GO): endoplasmic reticulum to Golgi vesicle-mediated transport
Cellular component (GO): TRAPP complex
Source: RefSeq, a predicted model, not a curated record